Malania oleifera is the source of this 1906-nucleotide messenger RNA. RefSeq lists its product as uncharacterized. The transcript is spliced from 3 exons. NCBI's taxonomy places the organism in Eukaryota, Viridiplantae, Streptophyta, Magnoliopsida, Santalales, Ximeniaceae. Bases 595 to 1701 code for a protein of 368 amino acids. The record is from RefSeq and is a predicted model, not a curated record.
GUAUCUGCCCUAAUUUCUAUAGACCAGAAGUUGCGAUAAUUUUCGGAAAUAAAGGGCAGCCCAAGCUCCAGUUCCCGUAAGACUCGCUCCUCUCUCUCUCUCUCUCUCUAGUACCCAGACGUGGCACGCAGUGUAAUCCCGCACGUCCGUUUCUGACCGCAUUCGCUUUUGUCAUUGGUAUUAUUAAAGCUGUUGAGCAAUCAGAUCUGGUCCUUUGAUUCCAUGCCAGUGGUUUAAGCCAAAACGUAGCGUAAGAUCUGGAUCUUCAAUUUUCAGCUCUUAUCGCCAAUUUGAUUUUUUCCCUUGUGAAUGAGAAGGUAAUAAACUUUGCCCAUAAACUUUUUUGUUGGUUUGAUUUCUUUAUCCGUCAUUGUGAUUGUGAUUUUUCUGGGAAAAUUUUACGUCAGACAGCUAGCGAAGCUUCUGAUCCUCGUUUUCUUCCCUCCUUUUUCCUAGAAACACAGCACAUUUCUGUUUCUCGUUUCCAUUUGCCACUUGCUCUUGACAAUUAUUUACCAAUUAUGUUCUGUUGAAUCACUUUUUCUGAAUUUGUUAAUUUUAUUAAAAUUUUCCUCUGAAUUUGUAUUGAUUUCAAUGGAUGCUCAUGGAGGCGCUGUUGGUGGUGGAAAUUUCCAACAAAGUUCGCAAUCUGACCAUAUGCUAGCAGUGGACGCCAUAAACCUUCGUGAGCUUCUCAAAGUCAGCGACGACGACCUCGAAGUCGAACGCGGCCGAACCGCCGAUCAACCCCGAAACGCCGCCGCACGAAUAACACUAGGGGCCGUCCUCAGCACCGACAAAACGCAUGGUGCGGUUUCUGUGAGCCGAACGCUCCACGACAUUAUCCGCGACGAGUCAUCUAACCCAGCUCCGUACGGAGAUCCCCUCGCCCAAAACGCAAACAACGCCAACAAAAAACACUGGAAGUCUUUUAAGGAUCGUCUACGCCUCCGACGCGUCGUCGCAGCUUGGACAUCUUCCGUACACUUUACGACUUCCGACGUUCCGAUUCGCGAUUCCAGAGCCAAUAUCACUCGGCGCCACUCAACUCGGUACCAGGAGAUGGCGGUGGACUCGAGCGAGUCAAUUCACGAGUCAGAUCACCAUGAAAACUCGUCGGCUUCGGCGAUUGCGCCGGCACAGAAUUCCAGAGCAGGGCAGAUUUCGCGCAUGAGCUCAACGCGUUUCUCGGCUGUUACCUUCAACCUAGAAGGAUUACCGCCGCCCAGGGAUAACAUAGGCGGUGAGUCUGAAUCGGCCCCUCGCGCGACGGGCACGCGCCUGGGAGCGGCAUUGGCGGCGGAGAGGGAGCAGCAGGGAGAGGCAGCGGGGGAGCGGCGAUCGACGGAUGCGGCGGAGGGCGAGGGGGAGGGAGCGACGCCGGUGAGGAUGUCCCUAAUGGCAUUGCUGGAGGAGACGGACAGGCAGAUGGGGGUGGUGGGGCCGGCGUACUGUGCGGCCUACGACGAAGAGGGGGAGGAAGAAGAAGAUGAGGAAGAGGGCGGGGGUAACGACGGCAGAAGAGGAGGAGGAGGAGGAGGAGAGCAGAGCUGCUGCGUGUGUAUGGUGAGGCAUAAAGGUGCGGCGUUCAUACCGUGUGGGCACACAUUCUGCAGGCUGUGUUCGAGGGAGCUUUGGGUGAGUAGGGGCAACUGCCCCAUCUGCAAUGGCUUCAUCUUGGAAAUUCUCGAUAUCUUCUGAUCAUCAUCCAUCACUGCACUCGCAUUUCCUGAUCCAGUCUUCUUCUCAUUUAUCUUUUUCUAUUUUAAUUUAUUUAUUUUUAAUUAUGUUUAGUAAUUAAUUUUUUUUUCCUGAAAUAUUGGUUAGUAAAUAAUGUUAAAUUGUGUGUGUAUUUUUUUUUUCUUUGAGCUCCGAAAAUUUUUGUAGUGUAGAUUAUUUUCUUUGA